CUUUUCGGUGAAACCAAAGAAAACCCAGAAAGGAGCUUUAAGAUAAGGAGCUCCCUUUGAAGUUUGUCGAGGUCGACGAGGAACAGUCUAGACUUGUCUUCAGGCCAUGGCUGACAGCCAAGCGCAGCUCGGAAUCGGAUCGAUUGUGCUUGUACCUGUUCAGAGCCUGAAACCAUACGGUGCAUUCAUCGACAUCGGCGGAAUUAACGGCCUUCUUCAUGUCAGUCAAAUCAGUCAUGAUCGUGUUUCGGUUAUUGCUACCGUUCUUCAACCCGGUGACGCUCUAAAGGUCAUGAUACUGAGCCAUGACUGCGAAAGGGGACGAGUAAGUCUUUCAACGAAGAAACUCGAGCUUACCCUGGGAGACAUGAUUCGCAAUCCAACUCUUGUUUUCGAGAAGGCUGAAGAGAUGGCUCAGACGUUCAGGCAGAGAAUCGCCCAAGCAGAGGCUAUGGCUCGAGCAGACAUGCUGAGAUUCCAACCCGAGAGUGGGUUAACUCUGAGCUCGGAUGGGAUAUUAGGUCCCCUUACCUCAGACCUGCCAGCAGAAGGUUUAGACCUAAGUGAUGUUGCUGCAGCAGAUGAAGAUUCUUGAUUUAUUUGGAUUUGCUUUGUCAAAG
Molecule: messenger RNA, 620 nt
Organism: Hibiscus syriacus
Lineage: Eukaryota; Viridiplantae; Streptophyta; Magnoliopsida; Malvales; Malvaceae
Product: 30S ribosomal protein S1, chloroplastic-like
Exons: 4
Coding region: 107-595 (162 amino acids)
Biological process (GO): translation
Cellular component (GO): chloroplast stroma
Molecular function (GO): mRNA binding; structural constituent of ribosome
Source: RefSeq, a predicted model, not a curated record